Molecule: messenger RNA, 3335 nt
Organism: Uloborus diversus
Lineage: Eukaryota; Metazoa; Arthropoda; Arachnida; Araneae; Uloboridae
Product: zeta-sarcoglycan-like
Exons: 10
Coding region: 262-1233 (323 amino acids)
Biological process (GO): cardiac muscle tissue development; heart contraction
Cellular component (GO): sarcolemma; sarcoglycan complex
Source: RefSeq, a predicted model, not a curated record
AUUGAACGUACCUGUUUCUGUAUGUGUUUUAAUAUUGCUCAAAAAGUUUCACUUCAUAUUUGUCUUCCUGAAAGAGAGUUUUCAUAAACAAGAAACUGCAAUAAUCUUUUCAAAAAGAAAUGAUUUUAAAGUGGAACUGCUGAAUUCGGAAAAAACGUCUUACUUGAAUGAGAGUUGAGAAAUAUGAAACUUUAGUAUUCGUAACGCAAUCAAGAAUUGGGUAGAAAAUUUCUUUUGGGAACAAAAUCAGUCCGCUAGCUUAUGGAUUCAGACAUGUCAACAGCAAAAGAAUCAACGCCAGCACAAUCAGGUAUGAGUUUGGUUCCAACAAAUACAGCGUCGCAAGAAUGGGAUGUCACACGUCCUCCACGAGCUUCUUUAGCUGAAAACUGCACAUCAGCUGAUCCGACGUGUCCACAGUCUUAUGUCUAUAGGAUAGGCAUUUAUGGUUGGAGGAAGCGUUGCCUAUAUUUCUUAGUCAUAAUACUUUUUUCUAUGGUAAUCAUCAAUUUAGCCUUAACGAUAUGGAUCAUCAGGGUUAUGGAUUUUUCAAUUCAUGGUAUGGGCCGUUUACGUAUUUUUAAAGAUGGAAUUCGAUUAGAAGGCCAAUCUCAUUUUCUGCACACUUUGUAUGCCGCGCAAGUUCAGUCUAGAAAGGAUCAAGCUCUGAAAAUAGAGUCUUCCAGCAAUAUUACAAUCAAUGCCAGGAACAAGGAGGGUAAAAUAACGAAUAGAUUAACACUAGGUGCGAAUUCUCUAACGUCUUUUGCGGAAAAAUUCACGAUCAAGAACCAAAAAGGGGAAACACUUUUUCAAGCAGAUGAUAAGGAGGUUACCAUUGCUGCAGCGAAACUGCGGGUGACAGGUUCUGGCGGUGUUCGUUUUGAUGGUUCUGUCCAAACUCCAUAUGUAACAGCGGAGCCUUUUCAACAGUUAAGGUUGGAAUCACCUACUAGAACGUUGCAUGUUAAAGCACCAGAAGGGAUAGGUAUCGAAUCCAGAGCUGGAGAUAUCAGUGCAACCUGCCUCAAAGAUUUAAAGCUUCAGUCAAAGGAAGGAACAAUUUGGCUAGAUUCUGAGCGAGUUGAAUUGAAAAACCUAAAGACUGCCAUCCCAACUACAAGAGGUCGCUCGUAUCCAGGAAUAUAUCAAUUAUGUGCUUGUGAAAAUGGUAGACUAUUUUUGGCCCCUCCAGAAAAAGCCUGUCAGGCUGAUAAUAUUGUUUGCAAAUAAACUUGAAAUUCUGUUGCAGUGUAUUGACAAUAAUGAGUGUUACAUUAAUUUUAAAGAAGUUACGUUGAAGCACAAAUCAGUUUCAUGCCGGCGGAGUGCCAUCACCAUUUUUAUAUACGAAGACCAAAAACUUGUUUUAGUAACUACAGAAGCGAACAUUGAAGCUGGGUUUCAAGUGUCCAUUAUUGAUGAUAACAGCGUCAAUAAAAAGUGCAUCCAGAAGUUUUCAUACACAUAUCCAUGUUAAAAUAUAUUAUGUAUUCCACCCAUUUAAUCGCAAUUUUUGAGUUUAUUCAAUUUCUUUUCUUAUCUCUAGGCUGUAAUGUCUUUUGUAGAAAGUUAAUAACUGACAAUAUUUCUUAAUUUUGUUUCAGAAAAAUCACAUUUUAUUAGGUAUGAUUUUAAAUGUACAAAAAGUAAGCAAUUUUUUAUAAAACACAACUUUUGACUUAUUAGCAUUUUAUUGUUAAUUUUUAUGAACUUUUGUUGCUGUCUUUUAUUGAAUAAAUUUAAAUUUAAUGAGUCUAUAUAUAGGAGAUACUGUUGUACUUUGGACCGCAAUUUAAAUUUGCACUUUCCAAGAAACCAUAUUUUAAAAUAUAACAGCAAAAAGAAGUGACGCCUCUUGGCAAUAUUAUUUCUGCAUUUUAUGCGCUUUUCGGAGUUUCAAUAUCAAAAAAUAGGCAAGAAAAUGUAUUUUAUCGAUAGCAAUGCAUAGAUACAAUAAGGCGGCAACGGUAGGCAAUAACGUUAUUAUACAAAACUAUUAUUUUAUUGUGUCAUUGAAAAAAAUCAACAAAAUUAUAGGUAUAACAUGACUUUUAUGAAUAUCAGUGUAUAAUUGACAACGUGAAGUUUAUUAUUAUUUAUGUUAAAAGUAAAGAUAUUUCAUGUAAAUCAGAUUUUAUUCAAAAUUAACAACUGAGUUACUUGCUGUUUCAUAUUAAGUUUAAGAAAGAAUGAAAUAUGGGAUUGUAAAAUACUCACCAAUAACAGUGAUUCAUGCACUGUAAAAAAAUUCAGAAACGUUACUGAGUAUUUCCGUGUAAUGUUUCGGGAUUUCAAUGGUUUUUAUCCACUUCCUGGAAAUAUCAAGUAUCAUUGUAAAAAAGUUUCCUGAAUGGCUGAAAGUUGCAGAAAUGCAGACUUCUCUCUGUUGUAAAAAAUAUUUAUAGCUCCCAGUUUAAAGAUUAACUGAGAGUAUUUCUAAGGUGUAUCGACUUCGUUUCACUUACGGGUUGUCCGGGCUAUUUAAGCUCCCAAAGGGAACGAAAAAGUCCUGGGACUACUUAGCUGUGCAAGUAAUUGCCAUCAUUACUUGCAAUUCUGGCUUAGCUUUGGCCAUGAUUGCAAUACUGCUUAUAGAGCUGUUUUAUUAUCCCUACCUAAGAUUACUUUCAAGUUCUAGAGACACGACUGGCUUUAAACGGAAAGAUUUCUAUGAUUUCUCAGGAUAAUUUCAAGAAGGUUACUGAGUUUUAGCGGAAAACAUUCCUGGUUUUUGUGAGAUAUAUUGCUGGCUGAAAUUGGGCACAUCAGCUGCCUAAUAUUUUCCAGGAACGUUUCUGAAUCGUUUUUACAGUGUGUAGAAUGUACUUCAAGACACACAAGCCGAUAUUUUUUAAAAUUAUAUAGUAAAAACGAAUGUUUUAACCUUUCGCACAAAAAAUACCUAAAUCAAUGACAUUUGCAACUGAGAACACUUGGACACUUUCUCGCUUGUUGUCAAUUUACUGAGUGAACUUUGCUAUUGUACAAUAACAUUCAUAGCGUAAUCUGUCAAAACAAUGAAAAAGCUAAAAAGUGAUCCAUGGUACACUCUGGUCAAGAUCAAGUUUCAACAUUCUCCUAUAUAUCUUCUCCUCAUCUGAUAUCAUAUUUCGCCUCCAAAUAUUAUUGAAAUGUCAUUUACAUAUUGACAUUGGUCAACAUUUUAUACGUUAUGCUUUUUGUCUUUUGAAAACAACUGCAAUUUUUAUAUUCAAAAGCGUGAUUAGUGUGACUGAGAUUAUUGUUGCUAUAGCCAAUUGCUGUCGCAAUGCGACUUGCCGAUAAUAAGGAGUAUUGACAUGUUUUAAGAAUGAGUGAAUAUAGUAUGAAUC